AUGGAACUGGGGAAGAUUCAUCUAAACCUGAAGACACUACUCCUCACAACUAUGAUGUUCAAAUGGGGGAUCCUGUGCACGGCUACAUCGGACAAAUGUCUUUCAGCCCCAUGUCAAAACGGCGCCACCUGUGUGGACACUAUGGAGGACUACGCGUGUAUCUGUGCCAAAGAUGGGGUGCGCUACAUGGGCAAGCACUGUGACCAGCUCUACGAUGCCUGCUCCUUUGCUCUAUGUGACAAUUGCCUAAGCACUCCGGGCAGUGCAGAAUACCACUGCAUCUGCCCUGAAGGUCUGAGUGGAGACAACUGCACUGAGGAGGUGGAUGAGUGCCUGAGUAACCCCUGCUCUGCCCCACGCUCUCUGUGUGUUGACCAGUUAAAUGGGUACUUCUGUAGGUGUCCAGAGGGCUAUGGAGGAUAUGACUGUAGGACACAUGUGACAGACUGCGUAGACAAGCCCUGCGGGAACAAUGGGACGUGCUUACUGAGGCCAGAGGGUUUUGAGUGUCAGUGCGCCCCUGGAUAUGAGGGCAGUACCUGUGAGGACAAUGUGAAUGAGUGUGCUUCAGAGCCGUGCCAAAACGGAGCCAUCUGUCUGGACGGAAUAGCAGAGUUUCAAUGCUUUUGUGUGCCUGGUUUUCAAGGAUAUAACUGUGAGAUUGACAUUAAUGAGUGUGCAUCACGGCCCUGUGAGAACAAUGCCACCUGUAUCAAUGAAAAGGACCACUAUGAGUGCGAGUGCCUGGAUGGAUUUGCAGGUGUGAAUUGUGAGGUAGAGAUAGAUGAGUGUGAAUCAACCCCCUGCAGAAAUGGUGCCACUUGUCACAACCUAAUCGGCAUGUACUCCUGCGAGUGUGUGCCCGGGUUUGACGGCAUCGAUUGUGAGAUCGACCUGGAUGAGUGCGAGAGUCAGCCCUGUCAGAAUGGAGCCAUUUGCCACGACAUGGUCAACAGUUAUGCCUGUGACUGCACUGACACUGGUUUUGAGGGUGAUCACUGUGAAGUGGACAUCCCUGAGUGUGAGUCCAAUCCCUGUCAACAUGGAGCAACUUGUCAGGAGCAAGUUAAAGGGUACAUCUGUAACUGUUGGCCAGGCUACGAAGGGACCAACUGUGAGGUGGAUAUAGAUGAGUGUGCGGAGCAGCCUUGUGAAAAUGGUGGGGAGUGUUUUGAGCGCUCUGAUCCAUCUCAUUGGGAGAUGGACUGGGAGCUGAGUUUUGCAGAUGCAUCUGGAUACAUAUGCCAGUGUCAGCCAGGAUUUGCAGGAGAGAACUGCUCUGUGAACAUCAAUGAGUGCGAGUCUGAGCCCUGUCAGAAUGGAGGGGCAUGUUUGGACCAAGUCAAUGGCUAUACCUGCACCUGUACUCCUGGGUUUUUAGGUCUUCAAUGUGAGUUGAACAUCAAUGAGUGUGAGAGCCAGCCUUGUCAGAAUGGAGGCUGGUGUGAAGAUGGCAGAGCAUCCUACACCUGCCACUGCCCCAACCCAGAGCCUGGCGAGCUGCCCUGGGGAGGAGAACAUUGCCACAUCCGGCUGCAUGGAUGUAUUGAGCACCAGUGUCAGAACGGUGCCACCUGUAGUCCAUGGCUGGAUGGUGAGGAGCAUGUGCACACCUGUCUCUGUCCACACGGCUUCUAUGACCAGCACUGCUCUACCAGGACCACCUUCUCCUUCUCCAGCCCAGGUCUCAUUCACCUUGAGCUGCAGUUGGAGGAGAGGGAGAGGAGAGAGGUGGAGCAUUUGAAUCAUCAUGGGAUUGGAGUACAGCUGCGUUUCAGGACUACACUACCUAACAUGCUCUUGUUCUUUAGAGGGGAUGAGGAAAACUACUUGUUAUUAGAGAUAGUUAAUGGUGGUCUUUACGCCAAAGCUUUUUCUGAGGACUCUGAGCUGCAUGUAACAUUUUCUGAGCUUGUCAGUGAUGGAGAUUGGAGGGACGCCCAUGUGAUUUUAGACGAUCAGGGUCUAGUUCUGAUUGUCAAAGGUCCUGGAUGUGACCGAGACGGAUGCAAAGUUAUUGAUGAUGGAGCAGAUGAACCACGCUUUGAGCCCUCUUCAGCGUUUUCUCAUGUUUAUGUGGGCGGGGUCCCUGCGGAACUUCUGGACAUAACUGUUGCCAAGACAUCUUUUAUUGGAUGUAUGGAGGACUUGAUGAUUGACUCUAAAGCCAUUCUGCCCCAGAGUCUCCCAGACAACCAGGAGGUUGAACUGGGCUGCAGUAAGACCACCUGGUGUGAGCCGGACCCUUGUAGUAGCCAUGGACAAUGUGUGGACAUGUGGACCAGCUAUUACUGUGAGUGUCACAGGCCAUACUAUGGAGACAGCUGCUCUGAAGAAUACGCCUCAUGGACAUACAACCAUGAAAACAUUCUAAGUUUCAGUGCAUAUGAAAUUAAUAAGAACCAUGGCAGCACUUUCAAUGUCUCUUUCUUCCUGAGAUCCUUAAAGCCAAAUGGCCUUCUGCUCCAACUGAGGAGACCCUCCCAACAGAACGAGGGGGAAGUGUACUUCUCUAUUUACCUGGGCAUGGGCCGGGUAUUUGUCAGCUCUUUGUCCAGCAGCAUCCCUCUGACUGCACCCAUAUUUGUGACAACUGGAGAGAAGCAGUUUUUACAUGUUGUUGUGCAGCAGAAUAAGGUUAUCUUUGAGCACGCAGGCCUCCGUUACAGCAUUGGAAAAAUCCCUGAGGUCAACAUCAGUGAAGGAGACUGGGUCUAUGUAGGAGGACUGCCUGAACUCUGGAGCUCAGACAAAUGGGGUGGACAUUACAAAGGCUGCCUGCAGGACCUACGUUUGGGCUCUGUUCAUCUAGAAAUGGGACAGUGGAAAUAUUCCAAUCAAGAAGAUGUGUACAUUUCAAACAGCAAUGAAAAUAUCAAAGAAGGAUGUAUCAGUGAUGACACGUGUAAGACAAAGCCAUGUCAUAAUGGUGGCAAGUGUACCAUCUCAUUCAAUGAUUUUACUUGCUCGUGCCCAGAGGAGUACAAAGGCAAGACCUGUGAAACCCGAGUGUGGUGUGUAAGUGGUCCCUGUGUCAAUGGUGGUCACUGUGUGGACCUUCCAGAUGGAUAUGAAUGUGUGUAUAAUGCUACAUUUGAGAACAAUGCGGUGCAGUACAGUGCAGGUGGAUCCCUUGCUGAACCUGUUUCCAAUAUCUACAUUGAGUUUAGGACUCGCUCAGAAAACGCAGUCCUGCUGCGUGCUGCUCGAGGUGGGGACAUGCUUAUGGUUGGUGUGCUGGACUCUUCGGUGCGGUUAGAGAUCCAGCUCGGGAACACUGUAGAGGCUUUGAUUCUGUCUGGACUGCGGCGUGUGGAUGAUGGACAGUGGCACAGAGUAAACAUUUCAAUGCCAGAUCAAAAAAGGAAAGUCUCCCCGUGGGUCAUCACUGUAGAUGGCAUCACAGACACCAGUAGCUCCCCAGAAGUGACCGGCCGCCUGUACUUCCUCAAUCACAAGAGCACCACUCUAGCUAUAGCUCAGAGCUUUACCGGAUGUAUGGGAGCUGUACGGAUUGGUGGAGUCUACCUUCCCUUUGUCGAUGAUUACAGAGCUCCUCAGCCAUCCCAAUUUCAUUUAGUGGGGAAACCAAAGAUUCACUUGGGCUGCACUAGCACUCCAGUGUGCGACUCAGACCCCUGUCUCAAUGGCGGCACUUGUCAGGACCUCUUUAAUAAGUUUGGCUGCGUGUGUGACUCUGGUUGGGAGGGGGAGCAGUGUGAGCGGGACACUGAUGACUGUGUGUCUCAACCCUGCAUUCAUGGGAGCUGCAUGGACUACUUAGCUGGAUUUGAGUGCCAGUGUCACCCGGGAUACGUAGGCAGACUCUGUGACGAAGACAUAGAUGAAUGUGAACAUCACGCCUGUCUGCAUGGUGGUACGUGUCAGGACGGUCCGAACACUUACACCUGUGUAUGUCCCCAUGACUACAGUGGCCCCCUUUGCCAAUGGAGAUAUCCUCCAGAGCAGUGUGGUCGUGAUGUCCUCUGUUUGAAUGAUGGCAUUUGCCAUGAUGGUCUGUGGGGCGCUAACUGCACCUGUAUGCCAGGUUUUACAGGCAUCAGGUGUGAAAUGGAAAUAAAUGAAUGUGAGUCAAAUCCAUGUCGAAAUGGUGGUUCUUGUUUGGAUCAUUUCAACAUGUUUGUCUGUGAAUGUCCAUCUGGUUUUAGUGGACCAACUUGUGACACAAAUAAACUGGCUCACAAACAGGGUGUGCCGUGGCUGCUGGUGGCCAUCCCACUGCUUUGCCUCUGUGUUCUGAUUGUAAUCAUUGGACUGACAUUUAUGGUGAUGACAGCAAGGAAGAAGCGCCAGUCAGAGGGAGCCUACAGCCCCAGUGCCCAGGAGUUAGCUGGAGCCCGUCUUGAGAUGGGCAGCAUGCUCAAAGUGCCCCCAGAAGAGAGGCUUAUUUAA
This is a messenger RNA of Boleophthalmus pectinirostris (great blue-spotted mudskipper), 4413 nucleotides long. RefSeq names its product crumbs cell polarity complex component 2a (gene crb2a). Gene Ontology annotation, biological process: Notch signaling pathway; axon guidance. The coding region runs from base 1 to 4413 and encodes 1470 amino acids. Lineage: Eukaryota; Metazoa; Chordata; Actinopteri; Gobiiformes; Gobiidae. The record is from RefSeq and is a predicted model, not a curated record. Gene Ontology annotation, molecular function: calcium ion binding. Gene Ontology annotation, cellular component: cell surface; plasma membrane; signaling receptor complex. The transcript is spliced from 13 exons.